GUUUCUGAGAGGCACUGGGCAUUUCAUCUUACCUAUAACUACUGUAAAGAACGACAGCCCCGCUACUAUCGCUCAUUUCGUGUGCGAAGGAACCCUGCUUUUCCUUUCUCCCGGGCCCUGGGCCCCGGGGAUAUCAGAGCUUGCAGAAUGACAGGCCAUGAAAACCCUUUCGAGCACUUGGAUAAACACAUAGAACAGCUGCUCCGGUGCGAGCCGCUCCCUGAGGCCGACGUGAAGGCUCUCUGCGAGAAAGCUAAAGAGAUCCUUGCGGAGGAGUCCAAUGUGCAGCCUGUGCGGUGCCCUGUGACCGUCUGCGGAGACAUCCAUGGCCAGUUCAACGACCUGCUGGAGCUAUUCCGCAUCGGCGGUGACAGCCCCAACACGAACUACCUCUUCAUGGGCGACUACGUCGACCGAGGCUACCACAGCGUGGAGACGGUGUCGCUGCUGGUGGCCUUGAAAGUCCGCUUCCGGGACCGCAUCACCAUUUUAAGAGGAAACCACGAAAGCCGACAAAUUACGCAAGUGUACGGCUUCUAUGACGAGUGCCUGCGGAAGUACGGCAGCGCGGAUGUGUGGAAGGCCUUCACGGACCUGUUCGACUACCUGCCGCUGACCGGCCUGGUGGAGAACAAGAUCUUCUGCCUGCACGGCGGCCUGUCGCCCACGCUGGAGGCACUGGAUCACAUCCGCGCACUGGACCGCAUCCAGGAGGUGCCACACGAGGGCCCCAUGUGCGACCUGUUGUGGUCCGACCCUGACGACCGCGGCGGCUGGGGCAUCUCGCCCCGCGGCGCCGGCUACACGUUCGGUGCAGACAUCAGCGCCGCCUACAACCACUCGAACGGCCUGGACCUCAUCUCGCGCGCGCACCAGCUGGUGAUGGAGGGCUACAAUUGGAGCCACGAGCAGGCGGUGGUCACCAUCUUCUCCGCGCCUAACUACUGCUACCGCUGCGGCAACCUGGCUGCCAUCAUGGAGGUCAGUGACGACAUGAGCCGGACCUUCCAGAAAUUUGAGCCCGCGCCGCGGCGAGGAGAGCCCGAGACGGCCUUCCGCGCUGGGGGCACAACACCCGACUACUUCUUGUAACACCGGCUUGUCGGAGCCGGAAGAGUUGCAACGUUAGCUUACGGCAGCACCCUCACCGUCAGUUCCAGGAGUCCGACAUCAGACUGGCGGCGGUGCAUGCGCACUACGCAUGGUGGUUCCAUACACACCAUAGUUGUGUGCGGGUGGGUUGGUGUUCGGUUAUAAGGCGGUGCGCACGACCUGGCGUGCAGUCCUGUCUUGGUAGGCGCCUCGUCAAUGUUGAUAAGGAUAGGCCAUGUCAGGGACCACCAUGGUGUGCUGGUUGCGGAGAGCGCUGAAUGCUUGGUGACGGCACGUUGCUAUGCCCUGGAAUGCUGUGGAAGACAGCACGCUAGAGUCACAGGAAAGGAAGGUGCUGUGCCGACAAGACGCAAGCGCGCACCUGGUGCAAGGGUACGCACCGGGCACGAGAAGUCGUCCGUUCGAGUGCUUGUCCGUGCUGGGUAUGCCAGCUGCUGUGGAUUAUUCAUGUGGCAACGAUGCUCCAUAUGCUUGUAAGGGUAUGUGACU
Chlamydomonas reinhardtii is the source of this 1602-nucleotide messenger RNA. RefSeq lists its product as uncharacterized. Gene Ontology annotation, cellular component: cytosol. NCBI's taxonomy places the organism in Eukaryota, Viridiplantae, Chlorophyta, Chlorophyceae, Chlamydomonadales, Chlamydomonadaceae. The record is from RefSeq and is a predicted model, not a curated record. Gene Ontology annotation, biological process: mitotic cell cycle; peptidyl-serine dephosphorylation. The coding region runs from base 148 to 1092 and encodes 314 amino acids. The transcript is spliced from 10 exons. Gene Ontology annotation, molecular function: protein serine/threonine phosphatase activity.